This is a messenger RNA of Peromyscus eremicus (cactus mouse), 1445 nucleotides long. Its product is annotated as putative gustatory receptor clone PTE38. Gene Ontology annotation, cellular component: membrane. The record is from RefSeq and is a predicted model, not a curated record. Lineage: Eukaryota; Metazoa; Chordata; Mammalia; Rodentia; Cricetidae. Gene Ontology annotation, molecular function: G protein-coupled receptor activity; olfactory receptor activity. Gene Ontology annotation, biological process: G protein-coupled receptor signaling pathway. The coding region runs from base 507 to 1445 and encodes 312 amino acids. The transcript has 2 exons.
ACAAUUUCUGUUCUUUGUGGCUUCAGAGCAACAUUAAGAUUCAUUAUAAAAAUGCUAUUCAUAAUUUUGAAUGCAAGGCCAAUGAUUAGUAUAAUCAAAGGAAAUGGUAAGAACAGAAGUAGAACAUUGCCUUGGGAAUUGGUUAGGAAACUGACAAAGCUGAAUUCUUCCCUUCAGUAUUCAUGGGCAUUAAGGAUUUGAACACUUGGGAUUAUAGUGGUAUUUCCAUAAUGAAUACAAUUAAAAGCCUUGAAUGUUUAGCCAUUGGGACAUAAAAACUGUAGAAGUAGUUCUGUGAUUCCUUUAGGUUUAUUAUACCAGCCGUGAAUCAAUACCCAAGCUGUUUCUUAUAAAUUAUCCUUUUUAAUGAAGAGUCAGUUGACCUUGUAAAUUUUUUUUAUAUCUUUCACAGGGCAUGUCUACAAUUAACAUCCAAGUGAGAUGCUUAUAGUGUUUCCUCUUGAAUUGAAUGAGACAACAAAAAUUCUUUUGUAUUACUCAACAACAUGGGAGCAGUCAACCAAACAGCUAUAUCAGAAUUCAUUCUUCUUGGACUUAGUGAAGAUCCAGCUCUGCAGCCUUUCAUCUGCAGCCUCUUCCUGUCCAUAUAUCUAAUCACCACCUUAGGAAACUUGCUCAUCAUCCUGGCUGUUACCUCUGACUCGCAACUACACACACCCAUGUACUUCUUUCUAUCAAACCUGUCCUUUAAUGAUAUCUGUUUAAUCACAACCACAAUCCCAAAGAUGCUGGUCAAUAUCCAAGCUCAGGAUCAGACCAUCACAUACACAGGAUGCCUCUCUCAGGUGUGUCUUAUCUUGAAUUUUGCUGGUAUAGAAAAUUGUCUUCUUGCAGUGAUGGCCUAUGACCGCUAUGUUGCUAUCUGUUACCCUCUGAAGUACACAGUUAUCAUGAAUCCACAUUUCUGUGUAAUGUUGCUUCUCUGCUCUCUGUUCUUUAGCGUUAUACAUGCUUUAUUCCACACUCUGAUGCUGCUGGGGCUGUCUUUUUGCACAGAAACUGAAAUCCCCCACUUCUUCUGUGAGCUGGCUCAGAUCAUCAAACUUGCCUGUUCUGAUAAUUUCAUCAAUUAUCUGCUGGUAUACACAGUGUCUGUUCUAUUUUUUGGUAUUCCUGUUUUUGGAAUCAUUUUGUCUUAUAUUCACAUUGUCUCUUCUGUUUUAAGAAUGUCAUCCUUGAGAGGAAAAUAUAAAGCCUUUUCAACCUGUGGGUCUCAUUUGUCAGUUGUUUCCCUGUUUUAUGGAACAGGUUUUGGAGUACACAUUAGCUCUGCAUUUACUGACUCUCCAAGGAAGACUGUAGUGGCUUCAGUGAUGUACACUGUGGUCACUCAGAUGCUGAACCCCUUUAUCUACAGCUUGAGAAAUAAAGACAUGAAGAAAGCCUUCAAGAAAGUAAUUAGUAGGAUAAUAUCUUUUUUAUAA